AUGCGUGCCUUCAACCAAACCCAACCAAACCUGCUCGUGGCUGCUCUUUUCUUACCCGCCUUGGCGCUCGCGGUGCGCCCCCAGUUCCCGACAGAAGGAACGCGCGACUCGCAGGAUAGCGUCGUCAUCGCGAGGUAUCAAGCGGGGCUGUCGAAGCUGUGCCUCGGAGCCAGUCGCGACAAGGCGCGGGCGGUUGUCGCCAACGCCGAUUACGCCGUCAGCGACGCCAACGUGGCAUUCGGCUAUUCGCAGGCGACCAACGCCACAUUCAUGUACAUCGGCGGAGCCAGAAUGAAGGGUCCUCGCCGCUGCGUUCCCCCGGGACUUCUGGACGUGUACACUUACUAUCCUUCUAAAAAACAAUUCGUUAAGGGUAAUCUGGGAAGCCUCCCUGAGCGCGUAGUGGACUCGUCGUACGUGGUCUCCCUGACAGUGCCAUCCGCGUUACAAGGCGCCCCGCAAGUGACGCUGGACGUCUCGAACAUGUACCCCACGGUUCUAGAGGUUGAGGCCGCGCAACCGGUGUCCGCUCCUCCCAUGACGCAGGCCAAUUUCACGGUAUCAGGAGCAGAUCUCUCCCCUCCAGCCGACCCAUAUGGUAUGGUUUCUGCUUACCUAGAGCAAUACGGUGCCAAGGCUGACGCCAACGACCUCUCGGGCGCUAUACUGGUAACCUACGACCCUUAUAUCGAGUCGUACGUUACAGUGUACAUGAUCUACCGACCCGUCUACAGUCCCGCUGCUGUGGUACAGCAAUAUUGCAACGCAAACGCGCCGUGUUACUUUGCGUACGAAAUGGUUGGCAAGUACGCAGCUCCCCAAGAUGCGGUCGCCAGGCGUCGGCGAAGACUACUCGCCACGAAAACUGAUUCGCUGUCAACGAUGGGGACGUGUGUGCGAUACGUGUGGAGCCCUUCGUGCAGGUGUUACGUAACCACGCCUUGCUGA
Molecule: messenger RNA, 948 nt
Organism: Closterium sp. Yama58-4
Lineage: Eukaryota; Viridiplantae; Streptophyta; Zygnematophyceae; Desmidiales; Closteriaceae
Source: the annotation of a GenBank genome assembly